Molecule: messenger RNA, 1197 nt
Organism: Cyanistes caeruleus (blue tit)
Lineage: Eukaryota; Metazoa; Chordata; Aves; Passeriformes; Paridae
Source: RefSeq, a predicted model, not a curated record
GAAGGCGGUCGGAGAUCCAGCCAGGGCUCUGAGCUGGUGGUCCAUGAGCAGCCUCAGGAUGGGGAGAAGCCCUACAAGUGCUUGGAGUGUGGGAAGAGCUUCAGCCAGAGGAAAACCCUGAUCCGCCACCAGAUGAUUCACACUGGGGAAUGGGCCUACGAGUGUGGGGAAUGUGGGAAGGGCUUCAGCUUCAAGUCCCAACUUGUCAUCCACCAGCGCAUCCACACUGGGGAGAGGCCCUAUGAGUGUUCUGAGUGUGGGAUGAGGUUUCACAGCAGCUCCAAUCUUGUCCUGCACCAGCGAAUUCACACGGAUGAGAGGCCCUUCCGCUGCCCCGACUGUGGGGAGGGCUUCAAGCGAAACUCCAACCUCAUCACCCACCGGCGCAUCCACACUGGGGAGAGGCCCUACAGGUGUGGGGAAUGUGGGAAGAGCUUCAGCCACAGAUCCAACCUCAAUACCCACAAACACAUCCACACUGGGGAGAGGCCUUACAAGUGUACCCAGUGUGGGAAGAGCUUCUCAGACAGGUCUAACUUUGGCAGACACCAGUGGAGGCACCAGUAAGGGAAGCCCUGCAAGUGCCUCAAAAUACAGGAAGAGCUUUGUGCACUGCCCCAGCUUCAUCCGCCCAUGGAGAAUCCACAUUGGGAAGAGACCUGGUGAUCCGUGUUCCCUGGGAUCCAUGCUGGGAAGACACCUGUACCUUUUCCUGCCCAUGGCAAUGUCAUGAUGUGGGAUCAAAGAAUGUGAGACUGUGAUCAUGGUCCAUUAUAUUCAAUCCCAUCUCAGGUCAUUGCCAGGGGCAGGAAAAGGACUACCUCUCUCUCACCAGAGAAAAGUGUCCUUUCUUGGCAGGAGGAAAUACGUGGCCAGGAAGAGUCAGUUGGUGGUAUUUUAGUUUUCCCUGUGAAUGGUUUGUAUUAUCCUUUCUGUUACCAAAAUUGUUUCUGUGUCUGUUUGUUCCUUAUCUCGUGGCUGUUCUCAAUAAAUUGUUCUUAUCCCAGCCUGGGAUCUUUGCCUGUUGUGCUUUCCAUGGGAGGCGGGAGGGAAGCGAGCAGCAGCAAGGUUUCAGCAGGAGCAGGAAAUUGGGGAAUGCCAUUCCUGAAGCCCAGCCCAUGGAAACCGAGCAUCCCAGCUGGUGCCAGGCCUGGUUGCCAUGGCAGCAGCCUUGGGAGCGGGUCCCUGGCUGGGGGC